AUGAGCCAGCGAAACCCUAGAGCAGAGGGUGCCAUUCCCACUGUCAUUAAGAUUGAAGAUGGACAAGACCUACUCGAGGCUCUCCAGGAUAGAGAGAAGAAGAAGAGGCUGGCAGAGAUGGAGAAACGUGUGAUGGAGGCUUUCGAAAAGGUCAAGCCGCGCAUGUGCGAACAGGCUGUGAAGGAAACACAAGAGUACUUGGACCAACGCGACUGGGUCAAGGAUUGCAAGAACCCAAGCAACCAUCCUUUCUACUACAGAAUCAAAGGAGGCUCCUGCAUCGACUCUCCAGGAAGCUUCUACUAUCCCAAUUUCCUUGUGAUGCAGGCAAUCUGGCCGCACAACCACACCGUGUUCAGGAUUGCCGUAUCGUUUGCAAAGUACUGGAAGUGUGCUAAGAUGGCGGAUGGGCCGGAACACUAUCCCAUGCUUAAGGACACAGCGCAGGAAAUGAAACUUUUUGGUGGAGUGCUGGAUAUGAGUUGGAGGGAAUGGAGACAACUGGAUCACUGGUUUGUUGAACAUUGCGAACAACGCAUUGAAGAAGAAGAACAAGCGGGCAAGGACAAACCUGAAGAAUCCAAGGACACAAACACCACUCUCGACGAUCUGGAAACCGCAGCUGAAAGAAGUGUGAAGAGACUGUCGGAAAAGCUUCAGAAAGCAACGGAACAUCUGCGCCGGGUUCAAAAGCGCAAAAGGGACACCUACAGAGCUGAGGCUGAGCUUCGGAUGAAGACCGCAGAGGCAUUGAAGAACAAAGCUGCCAGGGAUGCUCAACAAGCUGACAGAGAGAAAGUCCAGGCUGAAUGGAAUUCCAUGAUGGCGCAAAAGUAUACCAGCAAACUUGAAGUAUCACCAACUACAGCUACCACCACUCCUUCGUCUGGUGAGCAGCGUCCUGGUAAUGGACAUCUUGACAAGCGACAGCGGACAACAUCGGGGGGAAACAAGACUUUUUCGCGAAGAUAA
Fusarium verticillioides 7600 is the source of this 972-nucleotide messenger RNA. RefSeq lists its product as hypothetical. The record is from RefSeq and is a predicted model, not a curated record. Lineage: Eukaryota; Fungi; Ascomycota; Sordariomycetes; Hypocreales; Nectriaceae. The transcript has a single exon. The coding region runs from base 1 to 972 and encodes 323 amino acids.